Neurospora tetraspora is the source of this 1499-nucleotide messenger RNA. RefSeq lists its product as uncharacterized. Lineage: Eukaryota; Fungi; Ascomycota; Sordariomycetes; Sordariales; Sordariaceae. The transcript has a single exon. Bases 110 to 1321 code for a protein of 403 amino acids. The record is from RefSeq and is a predicted model, not a curated record.
AACCGAUCGGCCGUCGACCAGCCCGGCCUCCCUGAACCCCGGAAGCCGAGCUUUGUCAUCUACACGGCGCCUUCCAAUCCGAUACCUACAGAACAAUAAACGAUUGACCAUGUUCUUCAAGACCAAACCGCUGGGCUCUCUCAAGAGCAUCCUCCCGCCAAUCCACCAGCCCCUCCCCCUCAACCAGCGCGAAUCCCAGAAGCUCCUCGAUGUCCUAAAAGCUUCCUUCCGAGCCCACCUAGACAAAGAGCACGGAUGGACUCCCGAUACCAACCAGGUCGCGCCGGCCGCCCCGACCGUCACCUAUCUGCCCUCGGCUUCUCCCGCCUCCUCCAAAGAUGUACCAGCCCGUCCGACGGAUAAGCAUAUGCGCGCCAUUCUGGAGAACCCCCUCUUCAACAACAAGGCCUUUGUCCCACCCUCUGUCGCCGCCCCUGCCCCGGCCGUCAGGAACAACCGCAACGACAUCUUUCAGCUGGCCGUCUCCAAGGGCAUCAUGAACACCCAGCGCGCCCUCGGCUUCCUCCUGGCCGUCCAGCGCGACAUCCAGCUCUCCGCCGCCGUCUCCGUCACCCAGAGCAUGAAGGAAUCCGGGGCCGGUCUGCUCGUCCUGCGCUGGCUGCGCUCUUCGGGCAAGGAGCGCUCGCUCGGCUUCCUCGGCAACCGCACCUUCACCCGUCUUCUUCUGCGCUACAUGGUAGCCGAGGGUCUCGACGAGCUCGCCUGGUCCUGGUUCCAGCGGCUGCUGAACGAGCCCGCGCUCACGACGGGAAACCCCGAGCGCGCCGCCCACCCCGCCGUCCUCCUCGAUAGCCUCAUCAUGGCCAAGUCCCAGGCCAUCGAGCUGGACGAGGCCUACACGUCCAUGCUGCGCGGCAAGGAGGUCAUCGACGACACCUCGGCCUCGGCGCAGCACCUCAUGCACGCCUGGCGCAGGCUGUGCUGGCAUACUACGGGCCAGUCGUACAAGCACCAGAUACCGCCCGCUUCGUUGUUCGAGUCCUUUGCCGCGGUCCAUAACGAGUUCCGUAAGCCGCUGCCGAUGGCCAUGGCGCAUCUGGCGCUGUAUCAUCCCACGAACCCGUCGCCGAAUCUGGCGCUGGAGUAUCUCAGUAAUGAGUAUGUGUGGAAUACCAGGCUGCCGAAUUAUAAGCCGGAUAAUCCGGAGGCCAAGUACAUCACCAAGUUGGCGUCGUUGAUGCUGGAUACGAUUCAGAAUCUGAUGCAGAGUGGAAGGUUUACGGAGGCGCAGAGGUUGAUGGAGCGGUUUAGGACGCAUUUGGCGCCGAUGGGACCGCAUCUUGAAGCCAUUGCUUUUUGAUGAUGGCAUCCGUGGCAUGUUUUCUUCAUCUUUUACUCUCUUCUCUUAUCUUUUCCUGCACGUAUUUCCUCUUGACAUGAGGACCCUCCAUCCCUAGUUACCACGGGGAGUGAUUGAUACGUAGCCCACAUACGGUUUCCUUUUUUUCAUUUUCUUUUUUCUUGGCUUUUCUCAUGGU